AUGCGGAGGGCACUGUGGAGCUGCCUGCCCGUGGUGCUGGGGCUGCUGCUCUGGCACCCCACUGGUGCCAUCAGCCCUUGCUGGGAGAGCAGCAAAUGCCAGGACAUCACCAGCAAGGCCAGUGUUUUGGUGUGUGCUGCAGCGUGUAGAGCCGACCUGUCCGCCGAGGCGCCCGUCUACCCGGGCAACGGGCACCUCCAGCCCCUCUCCGAGAGCAUCCGCAGGUACGUCAUGAGCCACUUCCGAUGGAACAAGUUUGGCCGGAGGAACAGCAGCAGCGGCGGGGGGCACAAACGGGAGGAGGCCACGGGGAGCAACCCGACCCCCGCAUCCCUGCCCACCAUCCCGCUGUCCCGCCAUGAGGAAGAGCAGGGAACCGGGCUGGAGCGGGAGGAAGGUAAACGCUCCUACUCCAUGGAGCACUUCCGCUGGGGAAAGCCAGUGGGACGCAAGAGGAGACCCAUCAAGGUCUACCCCAAUGGGGUGGAGGAAGAGUCAGCCGAGAGCUACCCGCUGGAGUUCAGGCGGGAGCUGGUGCUCGAUGGCACCGGGGCACCGCCUGAGGAGGAAGAGGAGGAAGGGCAGGAGGAGGAGGAGAAGAACGGCGGCUCGUACCGCAUGCACCACUUCCGCUGGCACACCCCCAUGAAGGACAAGCGCUACGGGGGCUUCAUGACCUCGGAGCACAGCCAGACCCCUCUAGUGACUCUCUUCAAAAACGCCAUCAUCAAGAGCGCCUACAAGAAGGGGCAGUGA
Molecule: messenger RNA, 756 nt
Organism: Melopsittacus undulatus (budgerigar)
Lineage: Eukaryota; Metazoa; Chordata; Aves; Psittaciformes; Psittaculidae
Gene: POMC
Product: proopiomelanocortin
Exons: 2
Coding region: 1-756 (251 amino acids)
Biological process (GO): regulation of corticosterone secretion
Cellular component (GO): extracellular region; secretory granule
Molecular function (GO): G protein-coupled receptor binding; hormone activity
Source: RefSeq, a predicted model, not a curated record